This is a messenger RNA of Gambusia affinis (western mosquitofish), 7234 nucleotides long. RefSeq names its product cholinergic receptor, nicotinic, alpha 11 (gene chrna11). The transcript has 10 exons. NCBI's taxonomy places the organism in Eukaryota, Metazoa, Chordata, Actinopteri, Cyprinodontiformes, Poeciliidae. Gene Ontology annotation, molecular function: transmembrane signaling receptor activity; acetylcholine-gated monoatomic cation-selective channel activity. Gene Ontology annotation, cellular component: synapse; postsynaptic membrane; neuron projection. Gene Ontology annotation, biological process: monoatomic ion transmembrane transport; signal transduction; chemical synaptic transmission. The coding region runs from base 58 to 1767 and encodes 569 amino acids. The record is from RefSeq and is a predicted model, not a curated record.
UCCUCUGACAUCGAGAGCUUCUCCGUUUUCUUCUCCCUCCGGUUGUUCCCGACCAGGAUGUGGCACUCUGUGGCUCUUCUCCUCUCUGGACUCUCCGCUUUGAUCAACGUGUCUUUGCAGGGGCCUCACCAGAGGAACCUGCUGAAAAACCUCCUGAAAGACUACAACCGGAUGGAGCGGCCAGUGGGGAAUGACUCCCAUCCUCUGACGGUCUUCUUCACCCUCAGUUUGAUUCAGAUCAUGGACGUGGAUGAGAAGAACCAGGUGUUAACCUCCAACAUGUGGCUUCAGAUGAGUUGGUACGACCACUACCUGCAGUGGAACCAGAGCGACCACCCUGGCGUGAAAAACCUCCGCUUCACCACAGAUCAGGUCUGGACUCCAGAUAUUCUGCUCUACAACAGUGCAGAUGAUGACUUCGACUCCACCUUUAAGACCAACAUUCUGGUAAACUCCAGCGGCUUUGCAAAGUAUCUCCCUCCAGGAAUCUUUAUGAGCACGUGCAACGUGGACGUGCGCUGGUUCCCAUUCGACAUUCAGAAAUGCGAGUUAAAGUUUGGCUCCUGGACGUAUGACGGCUGGCUGCUGGACCUCCAGAUGACCGAGGCUGACAUCUCGGGAUACAUGCCCAACGGAGAGUGGGACUUAAUUGGUGUUCCUGGCACCAGAAAUGAGGUUUUCUACGACUGCUGCAAGGAGCCGUACCCAGACGUGACGUUCGUGAUCACGAUCCGGAGGCGGACGCUCUACUACGCCCUGAACCUGCUCAUCCCUUGCGUGCUGCUUUCCUCCAUGACCCUGCUGAUUUUCGUGCUGCCAGCUGACUCUGGAGAGAAGAUUUCACUGGGUAUCACCGUUCUGCUGUCGCUCACUGUUUUCAUGCUGCUGGUGGCUGAGAUAAUGCCCGCCACGUCGGACUCCGUCCCGCUCAUAGGUCAGUACUUUGCCAGCAUAAUGAUCAUCGUUGGGAUGUCAGUCGUUGCCACCGUUGUGGUUUUACAGUAUCAUCACCACGAUCCAAAUGGAGGGCACAUGCCGAAAUGGGUGCGUCUCGUUUUGCUGCAGUGGGUCGCCUGGUUCUUGAGGAUGAAGCGGCCCGGGGAGAACGACGAUCCAGAGCGACCGCCAUGCGCCCCACACCUACGCCGCUGCUCCUCAGGAUCACAGAGCGGCAGCAUUCCCAACCCUCCCGACCCAACCCUCCACCCGCUGCACCCGCAGAACCUGACGCCUCUCCAGACGGGGCCGCUCCACGCGGGACACCCUCACCUGCAAAGCAGCGCCAACAACAACGGGAACCUUCUCUACAUGGGCUUCCCGAGCAUCGAGGACUCAUCAGUUCUGUCGGAACCCGUCCAGAGGAAUAACAUCUCCGUAGGACCUCCACGGGUGGCAGGAAGUCCGCCUCCUCACCUGCCGUCGCAGUUCUGCAGCUCCCCUCCGCCUCCAACUCCCAACAUGGACACAGUGGGGUGUCCCAGCACUGUCUCUAGUGGCGGAGGUUUUGGUGGGGGACCAGGAGGGUGCUCAACAUCUGUGAUGGGCGACCCGCAGCUGCAGGCCAUCCUGGAGGAGGUGCGCUACAUGGCAGACCGUUUCAGAGAGCAGGACGAGACCGAGAGCAUGGCUGACCAGUGGAAAUUUGCGGGCGCUGUGAUCGAUCGCCUGUGCCUGGUGGCGUUUAGCGUCUUCAACAUCAUCUGCACCAUCUCCAUCCUCAUGUCGGCUCCAAACUUUGUGGAAGCUGUUUCUAAGGAUUUUGUUUGAGGGCGGGGGUGAACAGGAAGAAAAAAACACAAAACACACACACACAUGCAAAGGAAUGUUUUGGAGAAAAUUAAAUAUGGUAUGUAGAACGGAACGGGCUCUGAUCCAGGGAAACACGAUUUCCAGCAAACUGUAAGCGCUGUGAUUUGUGAUUGCAAGGAUCUGGGGGAAUGGAAAGAAACUAAUGGUUUUCUUUGCAAUAGAUUCUGUUUUGUAACCAAAAAAGAAGAAAACAGAUGAUGAAGGGAAUACGGGGUGAAGUUUAAAUGAAAUUAGAGUGCAGGGUGCUUUAUCAGAUUCUUGACAAGGUGAAAUUGGUUUUUGAGGCCGAUUUGAAAAGGACUUUUGUUUAAAAUUCAAGGGAAAUAUGAGUCUGACAAGGACGCUAAUGCAUCCUGAGGUAAUGACGGUCUGAUGUCAGGGAAGACUGUGGGAAUAAAAGAGGAAGAAGAGACAGACAGAUAGGAAGCGACAGAUAAAAGAGACGGAUAUGUGACUGUUUCAUUUCUUCAGAUAGGGGAGACAGCCUGUUAGUCCCACAGGUGGAGAAAAUACCGCAUCACUCUAAAGUGAUGAGAGAAGAAGAGGCUUUUACAAGGACACAAAACAAAGAGCAGACGUGAAGGACAGACACUGUCCCUCUGGGAACCUGAGGCAGGCAGAGUUUUGAGAAGCUGCUUGAUGCUCGGAUGCACAAAAGAUGACCGAAGAUCAAGAGCGUCGCAUCGCACAGGAACUCAUCUAUUAUUCAAUCACAUUUCGGCUAAUGACAGUCAAAUUGAAAGGCUUUGGAUAAUCCUCCAGACUAACAAGCUUCUCAAAGAUGAACUCCCAUCUCUGCUUGUGAGCCACUUUGAAUCUCCGAGACCUUAUCUCUGUGAGGCGAUUGCCAAUCAGAACGCUCCUCAGCGGCUCCUCUCUGUGUGCGGCGCUCGUCCCGACCCGGAAACUCGAAUUAGCCGCUCAUCAACAAUGCAGCGGCCCGUCGCUGCGCCACUGUGGAGACCGAUGAAAAUUCAUGCACCGGUUACCUAACUGCAUCUGGCAGGUCAUAACGGACCAACGAAACUCAUUGGAUUUCAUAUUAAAGGUUUAAUAACUCAGGCAGGAGGUCAGGGCUCUUAAAGGACACCAGAGGCAGAAGGAAGAGGAUGAGAUCAUUGAAUGUAGAGGAGCAGGGUCCUGUUAAUUUCCUCUGACUGGUUUAAUUUCAAUAUAUUUUCAUGAAAUUUAGAGAAUGUAAGAGCGCAAAUCAACACCACAACAUUCUUACAGGGAUUUUAAACAAAAUAUAGCAAGUCUCUCUGCUGGCAAUUUGAAUAAAAACAUCAUUUUAGCUGGGCUUAAUUCAGAAAUAUUAAUGUGGUAACAAUGUGUAUUUAUUAGACAAUCCCACCCUAGUUUUUAUUUGUACUACAGUGGCUUGUAAAGGUAUUCCUACAUCUCGAACUUCACAUUUUAUCCAGUUACAACCUUCAACUCAGAGGAAUUUCAGUGAGACUCUAGUUUUGGAUUUGUUUUCAGACCUAUGUGUCAGUACUUUGUAGGGCUAAAACGUCUUUAGUCAAUCAAUCAAUUCAAUUUUAUUUGUACAGAACAUUUCAGCAACAAGGCAGCAAAAAAUAAAAAUCAACAAUUGAAGCAUUAGAUGUUUCCAAGUGUUGUCAUUACCUGUCAAAAUGUUGGUUAGUCUUUCAUCUAUUAUGGUACCAAAGCAACUCUAAACAGGUUUUUAAAAGUCUUAAAUUCAUGCAGCUAAAAUUAAGAUUUUAAAGUAUCUUAAAGUUGAUAUGCAAGUUUGUUAUUAAUCUCAGAAAUUCUCUUAUAUAAAACUUGGACAUUUCUGACCUUGAAAAGUUGGAAAUAUUCUAGGAAACACUGAGAAAUUUCCAAGUUUUUCUAGAAAUUUACCGACAAUCUAAAAAUUUUCUGGAGUUUUCUGGCAUAAAUUUACUCGUCUUUUUUUUUUUUUCUAUCUGCCUAUUGUUCUGUAUCUAGUUCUAAAAACAUUGAAGUCUAACUUCAACAAAUUCCAGAUUAUUGUUUUAAAAAAUUUAAAAGCUGUUUGUCAAAAACGCUGCAGGAAUCUUGACCCUCUCUUCACAACAAAGUUGCUUCAGUACAUUAAGAUUUGCAGACAUUUGUUUCUCCCUCAAGGCCUCAGCGCAGCAUUUCAAUCAGCUUCAGGUCUGGAUUUUGGCUCGUCCGCUGCAGCACCAUAACUCUUCUCUUUCUCUCAUUCUGGGGAAGAUUUGCUGCUGCGUUUAGGAUCAUUGCUGCUAUCCUGUUUGUUCUCAUCUGUCAAAACAACCUUGUUUCUGUAGUCCUUUUGUUCACAAAGUCAUGCUACCAUUAUUUUUAUAGAGAAGAGGCUUUUCUCUUGGCUUGUACUGUUAUUAUGUAAUUUCAACCUUCAGCUGAGGCCUGAAGACUUUGUGAUGAAGCUUUUUGGUUUAUCUCCUCCUGGGAAAAUUGGCAGCUGUCCCAAAUAUUUCACAAUGUUAAUAAUUUCCUUAAUGCCUCAGGUUAAUGGGCAGCAGCAGUUACUUCCUGGUGUUUCAAUCAGCUAAUCAAGUGAUUUUUUUUUUUAUCAAGAGGAAUCAGUUUUUUCUUCCUGUUUUACAAGGAUUGUACAUCUUCAGGUUGAUGUGUCAAAAAACUAACUUGAUUUUAAUGUUAAGGGUUACUGAAUAUCAGUUUCCAAUAAGAAAAAAAGAGAUUCUGCUUAAAAUAAAACAAUAAUCUCAGAAGAAGUAAACAGCUGACCUGUAUUUCUUUUAUAUUGUAUUCCCAAAGUGUACAAGUCACUAAAUAACCUACCAUCAAACUGCCAGCAAAGAUACAAAAUCUAAUUGUUAUAGAAGAAGCAAACAAAGCAAAACAAGAAAAACUUUUAAAACUAGAGAUUGGCAUUAUGAGAAAUAUUUUUGUUACAUCAACAAAUCCAGUUUUAUUUGAUUAAAUAGUGAACAGAAAUGCUGCGUAUCGCAGUAUCAGCCAACGUCCCUCAACGUUUCAGCUGCAGAUUAAUUUACAUCUGAUGCUCUGGAGAGUUUUUACAGCAGCUGGAUGAUGUAUGUGGGACUGAUUGGGAAUAAAACAAGAGCGGCUCCAUUCAUCCUAAUAGGAAAACAUGACCAGUGCAAUGUGUGGCUUAUUAAUGAGCUUCUAAUCAUGUUAUGACAGGAGGAAAAUAAAUCUCAGCGCUUGGCCUCACGGGCUGUGUUUAUUGGUGUUGGAUAGAUUUGCUGUUUGGGGUUUUCAUUGGAUCUAGCGACAUAUAUCCACAUUUAUUGCCACUUUGAUUUAUCUAAGAAAUCCAUGAAUAUUUUUGUAGUUUUCCUGGGAAUGUUUAAGCUAGAAGUUGCAGGCGAUUGAGGAGGCUCAGUUGUGAAGUUGUUGAAGGAACAUUCGGAGUUUCGAGUUAAAUCUGCAUUCAUUUUGUGAACCUGGAGAAAAGCUACAACUAGUUGUGGGGCAUUUAUCGUAUUGUUUUAUUCCUUAUUGUGUUAAAUUUCUUAUAAAAAGUUUGAGUUCUUGUUUUCACAAUAAAUUUCAAUCAAUGUUUCAACUCCCUCAAAGCUGUUCAAAUUGUUGUAAUUUCUAUUUUUACCAUUUUCUCCACCAGUGAGAUCAAUAAAUAAGAAUACACGUGAAAAUAUGAGUAAAUGCAAAUGCCGUGUGCAUUUUAGUAAUGCAUAUCACACUUAUUUGUGACUUAUGUCCUGAAGACAUGUAUUAAAAAUGGCUAUGAUUUCUAAGAGCGGCGUGUUUUCAGGAUUUUUUUUUAUUGCUUUGCCCGUCAAAAACAAAAAAUAAAUAGUAUUGUCAUGUUUAUUGUUAUCCCAAUAGUACUACCAAAUAUCUUGAUAAAACUUUGUCCAUAUCAUCCAUCCCUGGACACAAUUAUGUCCCCCUGAAGCAUUUUGUUGGGAGACUUUGAAAGAUUAUCUGGAGAUUGUUUUUCUAAAUAUGCGUUCCCAGAUCAAACCCAAGCUCAUGAGCGUGAGAUUGUGUAUCUUGGUGUCUUGUCCAUGAAUGAUGGCAGGAUGUAGCUGCAAAGUCUGCAGUAUUAUUAGUUAUACUUCAAUCUGUCAAAGUGAAGGAAACUCUCAAUUUAUCGGUCCAUUCAUGGUCCAACAACCAUUCCAAGUGUAACCUGAUUUCAUCGCAGAUUAAAGUGGCUAAAAUGAACUUCUGCACUACAAAAACACAAUAAUCUUACCAAGUAUUUUUGGUCUAGUCCAAAUAUCUUAGUACACUUGAAAUAGGACAAAACUAACUUACAAGCUACAAGCAACAAAUAUGAACUAGUUUUAAGUCAAUAAUUCCUUAAUAUUAAUGAAAAAGUUCUAGUGAAAUAAUCUGCAAAUUAAAGUGUUGUGUUACACUGCUGUUUUAUUUUACUUAUAACCAGUAUUUUUUAAUAUAUUUUGAGGAAUUAUUGACUUAAAAGUGUAGUAGUUUGGACGCCAUCCAGCAGAGGGCGCAUGGUAAUCCUUAACCGGAGCCGUUGUUACAGGAUUAAAGAUGGCGGAGCUACAGCAGAACGGGAAAGAGAAAUGGUCCAACAAGUGUCCGAUAUAACACUGUUUAUACAGUUCUGCUUUGAAAUCAACACGCUCCUUGAGUUUAACCUUAAUAGCGCUCGUUCAGCCUAGCUGCGUAGCAACUUCUCAUUCGAAAAUGACAAAUUUUAAAUGAAGGAACAGGUGGGAUGAUAGAAAAAAACGGGCCGAAUAACGCAAAAAAAAAAAAAAAAAAUGUAACGAUUGGAAGAUUUCGAGGGCUGGUGAGUUAAUGCACUUUAUGGAGUGAAGUUUUAACUUUCCUUCAAUCUAGAGCAGUGACAGACGGCACUUCACAAAAGUACUGAUUCUGUACUUCUCUGUUCAUGGGGGAUUAAGUAUUUCACAUAUUAUGUUCUUUUUAUCUUUUAUUUUCCUGUUUAGCAACUUAGAGGUUCCUAUUUUUUUUUUAUAUUUUAUAAAUAUGUCUAAGUUUAUUAAUGUGAGAAAGCUUAUUCUAAUGAUGUUUUCUUUUAAUUCAGCAAAUUUAGCCCUUCAUGUUUUGGACAGGUGUUCAACCCUCUUGAUACAAGAGAAAACUCAGGUUGUAAAGAAAAUGACCACCUAUCAAUUAAUUGUUUGUUGAUUUAUCAACUUUAAAUGAAUAAUUAAUCGAUAACUUGCAUUGCUUCUGAAAGAAUGAUCUCUGGUUGUUCUCGCUGAACAUCACUACCCAAUCUCACGGACAAUAUGGAUGGAUUAACUCUGGCUCUUACCUUAAAGGCCAGCUAUGUUAGCUACAUUCCUGUCUCCGUCUCGCUUCAAAGUGAAGAGUAUGUCUCUUCUUCUGCUGUCUUUCUGUCUCUUCUUCUAACUCAAUUCCACAAGCAGGGAAAAAGUAAACUUCCUGCCUGAGGGUUUGUUAAAGGUAACUCUCCUUUGAGCACACGCUGACACUC